Messenger RNA from Eptesicus fuscus (big brown bat), 3447 nucleotides. It is a transcript of the gene PARP1, whose product is annotated as poly(ADP-ribose) polymerase 1. Gene Ontology annotation, cellular component: nucleus. NCBI's taxonomy places the organism in Eukaryota, Metazoa, Chordata, Mammalia, Chiroptera, Vespertilionidae. The coding region runs from base 25 to 3069 and encodes 1014 amino acids. Gene Ontology annotation, molecular function: zinc ion binding; NAD+ poly-ADP-ribosyltransferase activity; DNA binding. The record is from RefSeq and is a predicted model, not a curated record. The transcript is spliced from 23 exons.
GACCGGCAGCGGCACGAGGGGAGGAUGGCGGAGUCCUCGGACAAGCUCUACCGGGUCGAGUACGCCAAGAGCGGGCGCGCCUCCUGCAAGAAGUGCAGCGAGAGCAUCCCCAAGGACUCGCUCCGCAUGGCCAUCAUGGUGCAGUCGCCCAUGUUCGAUGGCAAAGUCCCCCACUGGUACCACUUCUCCUGCUUCUGGAAGGUCGGCCACUCCAUCUGGCAGCCUGACGUCGAGGUGGACGGGUUCUCGGAGCUCCGGUGGGACGACCAGCAGAAAGUGAAGAAGACGGCCGAGGCCGGCGGCGUGGCAGGCAAAGGCCAAGGCGGAGCUGGCAGUAAGACAGAGAAGACCCUGGGCGACUUCGCGGCCGAGUAUGCCAAGUCCAACAGGAGCACCUGCAAGGGCUGCCUGGAGAAGAUAGACAAGGGCCAGGUGCGCCUGUCCAAGAAGAUGCUGGACCCGGAGAAGCCCCAGCUGGGCAUGAUUGACCGCUGGUACCACCCAGAAUGCUUUGUUGAGAACAGGGCGGAGCUGGGUUUCCGGCCCGAAUACAGUGCGAGCCAGCUCAAGGGCUUCAGCCUGCUUGCUCCGGAGGAUAAGGACGCCCUGGAGAAGCAGCUCCCGGGAGUCCAGAGCGAAGUAAAGAGGAAAGGCGACGAGGUAGAUGGACUAGACCAAGUGCCCAAGAAGAAACCUAAGAAAGAGAAAGACAAGGACGCCAAGCUUGAAAAGGCUCUCAAGGCCCAGAACGACCUGAUCUGGAACACCAAGGAUGAGCUCAAGAAAGCGUGCUCGACGAAUGACCUGAAAGAGCUGCUCAUCUUCAACAAGCAGCAAGUGCCCUCCGGGGAGUCGGCGAUCUUGGACCGUGUGGCUGACGGCAUCGUGUUCGGUGCCCUCCUCCCCUGCGAGGAGUGCUCAGGCCAGCUGGUCUUCAAGAGUGACGCCUACUACUGCACGGGGGACAUCACUGCCUGGACCAAGUGUAUGGUUAAGACGCAGACGCCCAACCGGAAGGAAUGGGUGAUUCCAAAGGAAUUCCGAGAAAUCCCUUACCUCAAGAAACUGAAGGUCAAAAAGCAGGACCGGAUAUUCCCCCCCGAGACCAGUGCCCCCGUGGCAGCAGCACCGCCGCCUCCCACAGCCUCGGCGCCCACCACCACGAACUCUUCUGCCCCACCAGAUAAGCCGCUGUCCAACAUGAAGAUCCUGACUCUUGGGAAACUCGCCCGGAGCAAGGAUGAAGUGAAGGCCACCGUGGAGAAACUCGGGGGGAAGCUGACUGGGACGGCCAACAAGGCGUCCCUGUGCAUCAGCACUAAAAAGGAGGUGGAAAAGAUGAGUAAGAAGAUGGAGGAAGUAAAAGAGGGCAGCGUUCGAGUGGUGUCUGAGGAUUUCCUCCAGGACGUCGCUGCCUCGACCAAGAGCUUCCAGGAGCUGGUCUCGGCCCACCUCCUGUCCCCCUGGGGGGCCGAGGUGAAGGAGGAGCCUGUCGAAGUCGUGGCCCCAAAAGGGAAGUCGGGGGCUGCAGUCUCCAAAAAGAGCAAGGCCCCCGUCAAAGAGGAAGGAAACAACAAAUCUGAAAAGACGGUGAAAUUAACUCUUAAAGGAGGAGCUGCUGUUGAUCCUGAUUCUGGUCUGGAACGCUCUGCACACGUCCUGGAGAAAGGCGGGAAGGUCUUCAGCGCCACGCUGGGCCUGGUGGACAUCGUUAAAGGAACCAACUCCUACUACAAGCUGCAGCUCCUGGAAGAUGACAAAGGAAGCAGGUACUGGAUAUUCCGGUCCUGGGGCCGCGUGGGCACGGUGAUUGGCAGCAACAAACUGGAGCAGAUGCCGUCCAAGGAGGAUGCCGUCGAGCACUUCAUGAAGUUAUACGAAGAGAAAACCGGGAACGCCUGGCACUCCGAGAACUUCACAAAGUAUCCCAAAAAGUUCUACCCCCUGGAGAUCGACUAUGGCCAGGAUGAAGAGGCGGUGAAGAAACUGACAGUAAGCCCUGGAACCAAGUCCAAGCUCCCCAAGCCGGUCCAGAACCUCAUUAAGAUGAUCUUCGACGUGGAGAGUAUGAAGAAGGCCAUGGUGGAGUAUGAGAUUGACCUUCAGAAGAUGCCCUUGGGGAAGCUGAGCAAAAGGCAGAUCCAGGCCGCAUACUCGAUCCUCAGUGAGGUCCAGCAGGCCUUGUCCCAGGGCAGCAGCGACUCCCAGAUCCUGGAUCUCUCCAACCGCUUCUACACCCUGAUCCCCCACGACUUCGGGAUGAAGAAGCCUCCGCUCCUGAGCAACGCGGACAGCGUGCAGGCCAAGGUGGAAAUGCUGGACAACCUGCUGGACAUCGAGGUGGCCUACAGUUUGCUCCGGGGAGGGUCUGAGGACAGCAGCAAGGACCCCAUCGAUGUCAACUACGAGAAGCUCAAAACCGACAUUAAGGUGGUGGACAAGGAUUCCGAGGAAGCCAAGGUCAUCAGGAAGUACGUGAAGAACACUCACGCGACCACACACAAUGCCUAUGACUUGAAAGUCCUCGAGAUCUUCAAGAUCGAGCGUGAAGGGGAACACCAGCGCUACAAGCCAUUCAAGCAGCUGCACAACCGGAGGCUGCUGUGGCACGGGUCUAGGACCACCAACUUCGCUGGCAUUCUGUCCCAGGGGCUCCGGAUCGCCCCCCCUGAAGCGCCCGUGACGGGCUACAUGUUCGGCAAAGGGAUCUAUUUCGCCGACAUGGUCUCCAAGAGCGCCAACUACUGCCACACGUCCCAGGGAGACCCGGUGGGCUUGAUCCUCUUGGGAGAGGUUGCCCUUGGGAACAUGUACGAGCUGAAGCACGCUUUGCACGUCAGCAAGCUGCCCAAGGGCAAGCACAGCGUCAAAGGUUUGGGCAAGACGACCCCUGACCCUUCCGCCAGUAUCACGCUGGAUGGGGUGGAGGUUCCUCUCGGGACGGGGGUGUCGUCUGGUGUCGACGACACCUCCCUGCUGUACAACGAGUACAUUGUCUACGACACGGCUCAGGUGAACCUCAAGUACCUGCUGAAGCUCAAGUUCAACUUUAAGACGUCCCUGUGGUGAGCGGGCGGAGCCCGAGGCGCAGCCCAGCCGACGGCAGGCAGAGGCCGUGGCUGGGGUGCCAAGGGCAUGCCUUCACGGAACCCCUCGGAGAGAUUUGAACACCGGGUCACAUGUUCAACGAUUUUUCCAGACUUUUCAGAUCCAUUGUUCAGGGGGCUGGGGGUGGGUUUCCCUGCACCAUAGCCCUGUGGGUAACUGACAGUGGAGAGAGGGAGGGGCAGGGUUUUGUCUAGAAUAGUCCUCAGGAGAGACCAGGCCACGUGAGUCCUGGUCCCCGGGGAAGGAAAACCUAAUCUUCCACCUCACACUUAAGUGUUCUUUUUUAGUUUUGGAAAAUGUUAAGCAUUUAUUUUGAGGUAAAAAUAAAAACUAAUUUCA